UCGGAUGUUUAUGAGUAAUUGCGGACUUUUCAGCAUGAUCAAGCACCGACUGCUUAAGCAGUGCAGCUUCGUCCAACAGCAACCAGGUUCCACACCAGUUGUUCCAGUAGUCCCGCCUGCUUACGUACCACAGUCUCGUCCCCAGCACGUAGAGCUGCCUCGAACCGAGCCUUCAGCGCAGUGCACCCUCGUCCCCAGUCUGUUUCUGUAGCGCAGCCUCUUCCCCAACAGCAACCAGGUUCCUCAAAUCCUUACUCAAUGCAGCCUCGUCGACAAUAGCAACAACCGUUAAUCUCUGGCCAGGGAUUCAUAACUUGCUGAGAAACCAGACGUCAUGGGUUUCUUUCAGAAGUACUUCAGCCAUCACAUUCAACAAAGAAUCAGUCUCAAAUCAAAGUUGGCAGCUCUUCGGAUUUCUUAUAGUAAGAAAUCAAGAAACAUGGGCAACAAAAUGGGCAAGUUUCUGAACAAUGUUAAAUGCAAAAAAUCGGUUGAAACCCCAUCCAGUAAUGUGGAGGAAGAAGUGAAUUACUACUUCACUCCCUCAGAAGAUCUUGAGAUGGAACACAACUUCUCCUCCUUGAGUUCUGAAACUCACGAUGACACUAGCCCAACUUAUGUCUGCGAAAUCUGUGUUGAGCCAAGGCCCCUAGAUAUCUCUUUCAACGUCAAAGGUUGUGCCCAUUUUUACUGUAUUGGAUGCACUGUCAAGUACAUCGAGUCGAAGCUUGAUGAUAACGUAACCCGGAUUCCAUGUCCUGUAACAAAUUGUCAAGGGCUUUUGGAGCCUGACUUUUGCCGUGAUAUCCUCCCAAGGGAUUUGUUUAACAGGUGGGGAAAAGCCCUUUGUGAAUCUGCUUUUCUUGGCUCUGAAAAAAUCUACUGUCCCUAUAAAGAUUGCUCAGCUUUGUUGAUUAAUGAUGGGAAAAAUGCUACUAAGAAUUUCCGAUGUCCCUUUUGCAAGAGAGUGUUUUGCGUGCAGUGCAAGGUUGCUUGGCAUUCAGGUGUGGAUUGCGCAAAGUUUCAGAAACUGAAAAAGCUUGGCUCAGAUGCUAUGUUGGUUGAUCUGGCUAAGAGGAAGAAGUGGAGGCAGUGCCCUAAAUGCAAUUAUUAUGUGGAAAAAUCAGCUGGUUGCUAUUAUGUCAAAUGCAGGUGUGGAAAUGCCUUCUGUUACAAUUGUGGAGCAAAAUCAAACCGUGUUACCCAUUUUUGCUCCGAAUGCUAUCAUUAGUUCUUGACCAACAACUACAGUGCUUCACUUCAGAAGUUUUUCUAAUUUUCUUGUUGGUUUUAUUUUAUGUGAAGAGUUGUAAUAAUUGUAGGCGAUGUUGAGAAAGUAGCAUCACAGGACAUUUGCUGCUGCUACUGCCCAUUUCAAUGGAGAGAACAAUAGUCGAAUUUCUCUCUACUUUCUGUGAUCUAAAAUUCUGAAUUUCAUUGAU
This is a messenger RNA of Durio zibethinus, 1442 nucleotides long. NCBI's taxonomy places the organism in Eukaryota, Viridiplantae, Streptophyta, Magnoliopsida, Malvales, Malvaceae. The record is from RefSeq and is a predicted model, not a curated record.